Echinococcus granulosus is the source of this 1479-nucleotide messenger RNA. Its product is annotated as Sperm-associated antigen 6. The record is from RefSeq and is a predicted model, not a curated record. Gene Ontology annotation, cellular component: microtubule cytoskeleton. The transcript has 6 exons. Lineage: Eukaryota; Metazoa; Platyhelminthes; Cestoda; Cyclophyllidea; Taeniidae. Gene Ontology annotation, biological process: cilium movement. Gene Ontology annotation, molecular function: microtubule binding. The coding region runs from base 1 to 1479 and encodes 492 amino acids.
AUGAGUCAAAAACAAAUAUUCUUAGCCUUCGAGCAGUACCAGAAAGCCCGGCUUCUUUUUGUUCAGUCCAUAUCUGAUUUAGCAAAUCGCCCCAAUAACAUCAAUUAUUUACUCAAAUUUGAUGUUAUUUCGUGCCUUGGACACUUACUCGAUGACCCAGUGCCAACUAUUCAACAAAUAGCAGCUAUAGUCGUUGGAAAAAUUGCAAGCACGUCAAAACAAAUUGCCGAAUUAAUUACUGACUCUAAUAUUAUUCAAGUGAUGCUCAAAUCUUCUGGAAUGGGACAUAGAUUCUACAAAAGGUCAGCUUUAGUAGCUUUACAAUCGAUUGCUAAACAUUCGCCAGACUUGGCACUUACGGUUGUUCGAUGCGAAGUGCUUAACGUAAUUAAUGCCUGUUUGGAAGAGUUCGAUCAAUGUGUUAAGGAAAACGCUGCAUCCUGCAUUAGCUGCAUAGUCAGACACAGCGAGGAUCUAGCGCAAAUGGUUGUUGACUCUGGCAGUCUUCCGCUAAUAAAUCUCUGUUUGCAAGAGCCAGGUGUCAAUUUAAGGUGCAUAUCAGCUGGUGUAUUGGGAGACAUAGCUAAACAUUCGGUAACACUAGCACAGAACGUGGUCGACACUUCUGGAAUUUGGCAUCUCGUGAAGCAGACAACGGACUCCUGUUCAAAGUUGAGAAUAGCUAAGCAUUCACCAGAUUUUGCGGAGUUGGUUUUGGAGGCCAGUAUAUUUCCCCAAGUUUUGAUUGGUAUGAAGGACAAAGAUGUGGGCCUUCGCAGCGAAGCAGCCAAUUUAAUAAAGGAGCUUUGCAAGCAUACAUUUGAAAUAUGUCGGGUUGUAGUGAAUUCGAGUGGAAUUCCAGCGCUGGUGGACUUCUUAGAAGAAGCGAAAGGGUGUUCAGCUAUACCUGGAAUAAUUGCACUUGGCUAUAUCGCAGCACAUUCGGACCUCCAAGCAAUCGCAGUUAUCAAAGCCCAUGCGCUAGUACAACUGAAGAAUAUACUUCAUGAGGAAAGGGAUGAAGUAAAAGCAGCGGCUGUGUGGGCCAUUGGCCAAAUUGGUCGCCAUGGCGCAAGCCAUGCAGAUGCUGUCUCCGAGGUUGGCUUACUUCCAAUCAUACUUGCAUAUUAUCUUAAUACAGAAAGUUCCGAAGAUUUGCGAGAUAAGGUUCUAGAGAAGUGCACUGACAUGGAGGCGCUACAACCAAUAUUACACAACUCGCCACCCAACAUACUGAAGUAUGUUGUGGUACAGUUCAGCAAGCUUCUUCCGCGGAGCGCAAAAGCCAGACGUGCUUUUGUCGUAAGCGGAUGCCUAAGGAAAAUUCAAGAAAUUGUCGCGGAGCCUGGAUCUACCCUGCACAUGCACAUAAUUGCCAUAAAUAACUGCUUCCCUGAAGAUGUUGUCAAGUUCUAUUCUCCGGGAUAUCCCGAAGUUUUACUAGAACGUGUAGAGGCAUACGAACAAGAAGCUAAUUGA